This is a messenger RNA of Maniola jurtina (meadow brown), 1142 nucleotides long. RefSeq lists its product as uncharacterized. The record is from RefSeq and is a predicted model, not a curated record. NCBI's taxonomy places the organism in Eukaryota, Metazoa, Arthropoda, Insecta, Lepidoptera, Nymphalidae. The transcript has 7 exons. Bases 109 to 1071 code for a protein of 320 amino acids.
UGUCAUGUGUCAAUGUAAGUGUCAAUAUCAAUGUAUUUACUCAUAUUUACUGGUAUUUACGACGUGAUUUAUUGAAAUUUGAAUAUUUAAAACAAAAUUGAAUUGAAAAUGCCCAAGGCAAGAGUUGUAUCAUUGGCCCAAGUGGAGGCACUAUUAUGCCUCCUUGAAACCCACGGUGAUAUAGCCCGAGGGCGCAUGAUAGGGGGCGCUUUGGCUAGCCUAAGAGUUGAUGAGUUUUGGGCCAAUGUCGCCUCAAAUCUCAAUAGCCUUGGGGAUGGGGCCACCAAGUCACCAAAAGCUUGGAAAACGUACUGGUAUGAACUGAAAUAUAAGGCGCGCAAGCGCGAAACUGCGCUACGGCAGCAUGCCCGCGGGACGGGUGGCGGGCCACCAAAAAAACCUCUGUCUCUAACGGAGGUCCGUAUUUUGCAGAUAGUCGGAGAGGUAUCGUACGCAGGACAUCCGCAGGUGCAGAUACCUCUUCCUAAUCUGCAAAAUACGGAGUUAUUCGAUACACAGGUGACACCUCAACCACCGUUAACUCAAUUGGCUGACCCUUCCCGCCUGCAAAAUACGGAGGCAUUCAAUAUACAGGUGACACCUCAACCACCUUCAACUCAAUCUGCUGUCCCUUCCCGCGAGAUAAUAUUUCAAAAUCUGUCGCCCACUCCACCUCCACCUCUGACCCCACCGCCUGAGUCUUCUACAGAUGAUUCUGUAGAAGUUGGACCAAGGAGUGGUCGCACAGCAGAGCAAGCCAGGGCCCCUCGACGACCUUAUCGGAGGCGUCGUUAUGAGGACCCACCUGUGUGGGCGCAGAGAUAUGAAGAGCAGCGCCUCGAAAUCGACCGCGAUCGGGCACGCAACCUAGGGCGCUUAGCGGACAUCGCUGAACAGGGGCUGCAAAUCGAGAGAGAUGCAGCGCGCCAUCUAGGACGCUUGGCUGACGUCGCAGAGCAAGGGCUGGAAUUUGAGAGAAAUCGGGCGCAGCAACUAAGUCACUUAAUAGACAUCGCUGGACAGGCAAUGCAAAUAUUAAAUAGGUUUGCUGGAAGUGAUGAUGCAGCUUAAGGUGGAAUGUGCUUGCCUAGAAGGUACCUAUUCACUCUUCUUUUGUAAGUCCCGAUGCAGCUGAUGGUGGA